Xiphophorus couchianus (Monterrey platyfish) is the source of this 2073-nucleotide messenger RNA. RefSeq names its product galectin-3-binding protein A-like. The record is from RefSeq and is a predicted model, not a curated record. The transcript has 6 exons. Bases 125 to 1891 code for a protein of 588 amino acids. NCBI's taxonomy places the organism in Eukaryota, Metazoa, Chordata, Actinopteri, Cyprinodontiformes, Poeciliidae. Gene Ontology annotation, cellular component: membrane.
CCUCAUUAUUAACUAUACUUUCACAGGUGAGAAGGGGAGAAGUUUGAACUGCAGAAUUGAAAAGAGAAGCACCUCCAGAGGAUCAAAAUCAGAGGCCUGAAGAUUUCUACAUUAGAGUUUGGACAUGUUGACAAAACUACUUGCUGCAAUAUUUCUUGCACUUCUGUAUUUCUCUGAAGGAGAUUGUGUGCUCAACAAUCACAAAAGCAGCCGUGAGCCAAAGGAAGGCGAUGUGAGGCUGUCUAACUCAAGCCUCCCCUCAGAGGGCCGUGUUGAGAUUUACCAUCAUAUGCAAUGGGGAUCAGUGUGUGACGACAAUUGGGACCUGUCUGACGCCCAGGUGGUCUGUCGUCAACUGAACUUCCAGGGGGCCAAAGCUGCAAUGACUUGGGGACACUUAGGACAAGCACAUGGACACAUUUGGCUUGAUGACGUCGAAUGUAGUGGCCAAGAGCAACAGCUUGUGUCUUGUAGAUCCAGUAACUGGGGAGUACAUAACUGCAAUCAUGAGGAGGAUGCUGGAGUUAUCUGUGACACACAAAAUUACGAUAGCACCCAGAGUGACUCUAUACACUCUCUGGAUCACAGCACCACCCUCUCAGAUGAUCUCGGAAAAAUCUUUGACAGUGGUACCGCUUGUGACUUCCUGAUCGCAUUCCAGACCUCAACUGGAGCCAAACAAGAAGACGGCGUCCCAGAAGAGACUAUGAUUACAAUCUGUGCACACAAAGCUAUCCUCAUGUUAUACCCUUACUUCAAUGCUUCAGUUGGUGAAAAUAACAUCACAGUGACUGUUAACACAACCUGCCAGUCAUACUCCACUCCCAUAAUAAGGUACCUUUAUACUCGUCAGAUCAAUGUGACCUAUUCCUCUGCAAUGUGCCUCCAUCAGCUUGCUUCAGAGUUUGGAUUAAGGAAACUGUUAGAGGAUGUAGGUCAGGUGAUCUCUAAAAGUCUCCCAGAUGAUGCUUCUUUUUACUCCCAAGUUUCACUUUACAAAUAUGCUGUGGAGUCAAAGGACUUGGUCCUCGAGGAAAACUGUGUCCAGUACAUGGCCUGGAAUUUCCAAAACCUGACCAGUUCUCCUGUUUGGCCUGACCUUCCUGUGGAGCUCCUUCGUAGCCUCCUCACUCGCUCAGAUUUGGUGGUUGCCGAUGAGUAUUUUUUACUUCAGACACUGGAAGACUGGAUCAACAACAAUGGCGGCUCCCUGAGUUCAGAAAAGCAGGCCAACUUGCUCCGUCUCGUUCGCUUCCCCAUGAUUCCUGCUGAGAAGCUGUAUGAGCUGGAGACCAAAUCUCUUCUCUUCAGUGCUCACAGGGAUCUAUAUCGUGACAGUGUCUUGAAAGCAUAUCAGUUCAAUGUUCUACUCUACAGUAAUCUGACCCAAUUAAAAUUAGUCAAAGAGAUUGAUGAUUAUAAGCCCAGAAUCUACACCGGUAACACCUGGAGUAUUGCUAUUGAUUCAUCAAAAUUGUCAUCAUCAGAUCAAGGGCUAAACCAGUACAACUAUCAUUAUUACUAUGGCCUAUACUCCAAUAGCAUUCCAUUAUCAUCAGAAAAAUUGCUUCAUACAUCUCUCCACAGUAUUGUUGUAUGUGAGGACAACAAGGUCACCUGGGCAGCAAAUAUCUUCAAAACCAGUAACGAGUGUUCAAGGGAAGGUGUUCAUUGCAAUUCACUUCCUGCAGCAAGGCUGACUCAGCGGAACAACACUUUGAGCCGCAACAUCAGCUUUGAUAACCGCAUCCUGCUGACAUGUCAGAAUAGGUACAUCUGUCAGAUUCAGGCCUUCCACAGUGACAUGGCUCACAUUGAUCAGGCUCUUGUCUAUCCCUGUCCUGACGACAAUUACAUUUACACAUUUGUGGUGAGACCAGAGUUUGUGUGAUCCAAUGACAGGAAAUUACAUAAAAUAAUGAUUUCGGGUUGCUGUGGUGGCACAGGGGUUUAGCACAACCCACAUAAGGAGGCCUUAGUCCUUGACGUGACCGUCACAGAUUCGGAUCCUGGCCUGGUGACCUUUGCCGCAUUGUCUUCCCUCUCUCUUAUUACCUACUUUCCUGUCUGGGC